CUCUUGUAUAGUAGCAGUGGCAGUGCAGCAUCUGCAGAGCUGAGGCAGUGCAGUGAUCGAGUGCUUAUCAGGAUUCUGCUCAAUUGAAAUCUAUGACAGUUCUCUUUUUCUGAAAUUUCGCAGAGCUAGUACAAGUACCGGUACCGGUAGUCUACAAUAAUUACAAAGCAAAAGUCUUUGUCUCAGCACAGGAGUCAGUUAAGUCUUUGCUCACAAGUCACAACCACAUCACUAAAAAAAGACACUAGGCCUAUACUCUGACUCUGAGUCUGAGUCAGCUGUGAGUCUGCUUGAUUCUUCUGCAUAAAACUACAUUUGGCAAUAGACCAGUUGUACUUUUUGUUUUGAAUGGACCAAAACUGAAAACAAAAGUUGCUUGCUCAAAUCAAAACUUAAAGCGUAUCCCAGCAACCAGCAGAAUCUUCUUACUUAGUCUCAUGCCAAGUUUUAUUGGAAUUUAGUGACCAUCGAACGUGCAUCCACUGAUCCAGAUUCUGCCAUCAUACUACUACUACUAGCAGACGUCAAUUGCCAACAUGCCAAGAAUCGACAGUGACAUCAAGCUAGACUUCAAAGAUGUUCUUGUUCGACCAAAGAGGAGCACAUUGAAGAGCCGAUCGGAGGUGGAGCUUCAGAAUAAAGUAAAUUUGGAGAGGAGUUACGUCUUCAGGAACUCAAAGAAAUCCUACAAUGGCGUCCCAAUCAUGGCAGCUAACAUGGACACUGUGGGCAAUUUUGAAAUGGCCAAGGCUCUAGCAAGUCAUGGUCUGUUUUCGUGCAUCCACAAACAUUAUUCUGUCCAAGACUGGGUUGAUUUCGCUACCAACAAUCCAGAGACACUGAAGCAUGUAGCGGUUAGUUCUGGAACGUCGCAGAAGGAUGCAGAGAAAGUGGCCGAGAUCAUCGCUGCCAUACCGGCCAUCCAGUACAUCUGUCUUGACGUUGCCAAUGGCUACUCAGAGGUCUUUGUCCAGACCGUCAAAGAGUUCAGGCAGAACUUUCCAGAGCAUACCAUUUUUGCUGGUAACGUAGUAACAGGAGAGAUGGUUGAAGAACUGCUUUUAGCUGGAGCUGAUGUCAUCAAGGUUGGAAUUGGACCAGGUUCUGUGUGUACCACAAGGAAGAAAGCUGGUGUAGGCUACCCACAGCUCAGUGCUGUCAUUGAGUGUGCAGACGCUGCUCAUGGACUGAAUGGACAUAUCAUAUCGGACGGCGGAUGUACAUGCCCCGGUGAUGUUGUCAAAGCUUUUGGUGCUGGAGCAGAUUUUGUGAUGCUGGGAGGAAUGUUUUCAGGUCAUGACCAGACAGAAGGUGAAGUGAUAGAACGCAACGGGAAGAGAAUGAAACUCUUCUAUGGUAUGAGCUCCGCAACGGCCAUGAAUAAACACGUCGGUGGAGUCGCAAACUACAGAGCCAGUGAAGGGAAGACGGUCGAGGUUGCUUACAAGGGAGACGUGAAUGUGACAAUAUUAGACAUCUUGGGAGGUUUGCGCUCCGCCUGUACGUACGUUGGUGCCAGUAAGUUGAAGGAACUCGGUCGCCGCACAACGUUUAUCCGCGUCACGCAACAAACCAACGAUAUAUUUGGACAUCAAACCUAAUUCGUCCUGACUGAUUCAGUAUCUAGCUUCAUGGUCAUCAUUAUCAUCCCUACUUGCUGCUGGGGGUCAUAAAGCGGUUUGUAAAGUUACGCACAACUGAAACGAGUUCCUUGGUGCUAUGUCAGUUACAUAGGGAAAUGUUAUUUAGAAAGGGUCACCAGCCGUAACUUACGAACAGCUUUUAAUAUGAAACAUCCACCAGAUGUGCUUUUGGAAGUCUAUUUAUUUGUGGAGAAAAGUAUUGGAUACAUAUUCCCCACAUAUACAUAGACUACCAGUAAAUUGAUUGCAUACAUUUAAAAAAAUCUAUCUGAGACAUUUCUUGUGCCCUGGGGACCGUUUCAUCAACAUUUUUGUCUGACAAGUUGUCAGAUCUGACAUCUUUCCAUGAUUUUGAUUGGCAGAGAGGCACUGUCCCUAUGGUAACUGUCGGAUCAAAUGGGACUUGUCGGAUAAAACGUCCGACAAGUCCUUUCAUGAAACGCUCCCCUGGAGUACAAAAAAUAUGUUUUCUUUUCAUUUAUCUCAAACAUGAGGCCAUGGAAAACUGUAUACUUUCCAACAUUAUAUUUCAUUUGAUUGGUAUUCAUUUGAUUAUUAUUCAAAACCUGAUUCAUGGUUAACUGAAAUUUGGUAGAUAUAUGUCUGGGCCCCGUUGUACAAAGAUUUACGAUUGAUCCGAUCAAUCGUAACUCUAUGGAAAUCCAUCAGUGUCAUAAUUUUUUCUACAGGAAAUUUGCAAAAUGUCCUUUGUAAUCAAAGGAUAAUACUCCAAAUUGUCAAGAAAUCAAUGAAUUUAUGGAUAUGGACUCAUAUCUAGAAUUUUUUUUGAACAAACAUGCAUUUCAUAUGUUGACUUUGCUGGCUUUCCAUAGUUGCGAUUGAUUGGAUCAAUCGUAACUCUUUGUACAACGGGGCCCUGGUAUUACAUUAGUAUCCAAUUGUGUUUUAGGGCAUAGAUAAAUUAUGUGGAUAGUCACAUCUUUGUUUUUUAGUAUUUUCUUAAAAUCAUCAUUUAACUGUAAACUGUUUGAGUUUGAGCCCCCGCGUGAUGUUUGCAGUUGACCGACGACCACCUCGUUUUGUAAUCACAUAUUAGCUCAAGAAAGGUAAUAUACAUCACUGAACUUUGUGUACAAAAUAAUGGAGAAUACACAUUUUUCAAAAUUGCCACUAACAAAUAAUUUGACAUCCUAAGCCAUUUGAAUCAUACUUUUAAUUUUCGUUUGAUUAAUCCAUGAAGCAAAGUAUAAUGGGGAAAUGGGUGUCAGAAGUACAGAGAGUAAUGUUAAUUUUAUUCACUGGAAUUUCUAUUGUAUAUGUUUCCUUUGUCCUUUUUAUUCUGGUUGUUAAUAUUUGAAAUGUGUACAUAUGUGUCAAUUAUUGAGCUAGGGGUGGUUGAAAUAGUCACCUAUAUAAUAUUUGUCAAAUGUAAAUCAUUGUUGCUCCAUUUGGUGGGUGUUUCAUAAAGCUGUUCGUAAAGUUACGAAAGACUUUACGCACGACUGGAACAUGUUCCUAGGUCAUAACUCAAUUACAUCUAGAUGAUCUAGGGAUAUCACAUAGCACAAGAAAGGAUCACCAGUCGUGCGUAAAGUCAUUCGUAUCUUACAAACAGCUUUAUGAAACACCCACCAGGGUUGCAGUCCUAUUGUUGACUCGCAAAGCACAUCUUCUUUUUGUCUCGCCUGUAUGAAGUUUAACAGAGACAUAGUGAUCACUUUUCCUGUUCGUCUGUUGAUCUGUUAGUCUGUUCCAAAAUGUUCAAGUUUUUGUUAAACUUGCUUUCAUUUUUUCAUUUCUGCAUCAAUUAUGAUCAUACUUGUUAUAUAUGAUCCUUGGGUAAGAGUAGGACCACAUGUGUGUCCAAGAGAAUGAUAGGGUCAAAGGUCAUCUAGGGGUCAAAAGGUCAAAUGAUAUGAGGUCAUGAUCACCUUUUUUGAAGUUUUUGUAUUUCAGUCACAGCAACUGAUUGAAGAAAUCGCGUAAUAGUCUGGAACAGGUUUUUGCCGCUGAUGUGACUAUGGCAUCGCUAAGAACGAUAUCAACAGAGAAUUGUGUGCUUGAAGAAAAUGCCCAUGACAAGUACUUGUAUUGACUGUAUUCAUUCCUAUACCGUUAUGUAUGCUGUGUCUUUCACAAGAAUAAAUUGAUCAUUUGUUGUACCGCAGUGUGCAAACUGUGCACUGGGUAUGUUGCUUUGUAUAUUGAAUACACACCAUUUUAAACCAAAGGAAAAAAGAUAGUAAGUAGAGGUGAUAUUGUUUUAAUGGAAAGUGAAAUGAUUAUUAUGAUCAUAUAUAAAGUGAAGAUGGUUAUCACAUGUUCAAGUCAUCUGAGUUUAUGAGUUCUUUAAUAGAUCAUAUAGGCUGAAAUUAAAAAGAAGUUCAGAAGAUAGUUCUGUAACACUAAAUAUCAUGUAUUGUUCCCCCCCCCCCAUGUGCAUGUAACAAGGCAUUCUAAAUACGUGUAAAUAAAUGAUUGCAAGCAUUGGAAUGUGUAUUUUACCACCCGUAAUACAAUGCGAGUUUUAAUUCAUGCAUUCAGCUCUCAUAACUCUCCUCUGCAGGUUAAUGAUCACCGUAUCUUUGAAUAAAAAUGAAUCACGGAAUGAGAAAACAGAAGCAAUGCCUCCUUGUUUCUCAUGAAUUUGCUCUUGUUAUUGAAACGGACUUGCAUUUCAGAGAUAUAGCAUAUCAUCAUUAUAUUCCUUAAGUUGAGAAUAUUUUAGUUUUGAUGAAAGCAGAAUAAAAUGAGAGAAAAUAUUGGUAAAGGUUUUAUUGAAAUCUGUUAAAGAAUAA
Messenger RNA from Lytechinus pictus (painted urchin), 4402 nucleotides. Its product is annotated as GMP reductase 1-like. NCBI's taxonomy places the organism in Eukaryota, Metazoa, Echinodermata, Echinoidea, Temnopleuroida, Toxopneustidae. Bases 537 to 1601 code for a protein of 354 amino acids. The record is from RefSeq and is a predicted model, not a curated record. Gene Ontology annotation, cellular component: GMP reductase complex. Gene Ontology annotation, biological process: nucleotide metabolic process. Gene Ontology annotation, molecular function: GMP reductase activity. The transcript has 9 exons.